Syngnathus typhle (broad-nosed pipefish) is the source of this 6297-nucleotide messenger RNA. RefSeq names its product RAP1 GTPase activating protein b (gene rap1gapb). The transcript has 24 exons. The record is from RefSeq and is a predicted model, not a curated record. Gene Ontology annotation, cellular component: cytoplasm. The coding region runs from base 1924 to 4374 and encodes 816 amino acids. Gene Ontology annotation, molecular function: GTPase activator activity. Gene Ontology annotation, biological process: regulation of small GTPase mediated signal transduction; activation of GTPase activity. NCBI's taxonomy places the organism in Eukaryota, Metazoa, Chordata, Actinopteri, Syngnathiformes, Syngnathidae.
GUGGAAUAAUGUGCAGGCCCACACGUCGACCGCACUGAGCUCUAACUAUGGUGGACUCAAUUUAUUUAGCAGAGCUAGGUAGCCUCGUGGAGCUAUUCAGACCUCUCCUGCCAUUGAUUGACUGUCUUUGAAGUCUGCUUUCCAUUUGAGGGUGAGAAUAAAUCCGACAGCAUCAAUGAGGUGCCGGGGAAGAAAAUGUUUUGCAAAGUACAUCAGAGGCUAAUCAUUUGCAUGGAAGGAAAAUGAAAGAAAAAAAAGGUGCUCUGUUGUGCAGACUUAAUGAACUCGUAGCGCUGUGCAGCCGUGGUUCAUGGAUAUUCAUGCUCUCCUUUUUUUUUUUUGGGCGGGAACUGAGGCGGAGGCUCGCUAGUGGAGCGGUGGCGGCGUUAAUAAGGCUUGUGUGGCGGGCACAGAUGAAGCCAUGUGAUGAAGAGCCAUCUUUUUAAACAGAAGCGAGCGACACUUCUACCACCCCGAGGCCUCCACGUUGUUUUAGCACUAGUUAGUGAAACUUCGAAACUUUUCUAAAAGUUAUUUUUCUUGGAAGGAUGAGGAGAAUUUCUGGUGCACCUUUGUUCUUAAGAGACAUAUUGCGUAUUUUUUAUUUAAUCCGUUUCCAAGUGUAAGUCUACUUCCAUGAAAAACUUUUUUGUUUGACAGACCGUUGCACCUGUGGAAGUUUUAUUAUAGGAACUCCUCAUUUCUGUUUGUGACUGACACUUUGAAGUCAAUACCUGGUAGGCGCAGGACAACACUGUUGCUAUUUGGCCAAGAUACACAGUGCUUAAUCAGCACUCUUCCAGACACUUUUUCAAUCUCAACCCUUUAUUUUUAUUUUUUUUAAGUUUAAAGACGCACCCUUGCGGUUUUAAGGCAAUUUUGCAGAGUCUUCGUUUUACUGGUGAUGACACGGCACUUCUUUGCGCUGUAAAUUUUCACUAGAAAGUCUCAGGGGUGUUUAUUUACUCACAAAAUACAGUCGACAGAAGUAAUUAGGAUUCAGUGGACUGUAUUAUUUGCAGGGGAUAGUAGGAACCGAGCCUGAUCGCAGAGACUUUACGUGAAUAAUUAAAGCUACCCUAAACAUGAUUAUAAUUGCCUACAUGAAUAGUUUCAACCGUCAAACUAUGAACGCGAAGAAUUUAAAUAGAAUCUGCAAGUUCUGAAAUUAGCGGUAUGUACUAAAUGCAGCGCAGUAAUCAGCUUAGAGCUUAGCAUGGCAGAGACUGAGCGGAGGCUGAGCUUGCGUUACUGAAUUGCACAAGAGUUCGAGGGAGUUUGCCGUUCGGAGCGGAGUUAGAAAGCGUGUUAGGGAAAUUUCACCUUUGUGGAUGUUUGGUUGAGGAGGCUUCUACUGAAAUUAAAUAUUCUUCACUCAUCGUGAAAGUGAAACUGAGUCUGGGAUCAUGUGGCAUUUUGAGAUAGACGGAGCAUAUCUGGCCCCAUUUGCUAAGUAAAACAGCAGCACCAAAGCACGGACCAGAUCAAGAGGUGUGUGAAUAGUAUGUGCAUCAUCAGAAGCUCGAAAGUGGCUCUGGACCUUCAUGCCGAUCAUGCUUUUGGAAGACAGUUAUGAUGUAACAGUGGUGCAGAACAGCAUGCUCAUUGACACAUUCACAAACAGGAAGUGGAUUGGUGGUUUUUGGCAGAGACCCAACUAUUUUAAAAAGACAUUUUACAUAACAUUCAUCUUUUUUAAGAGAAUGAAUGGUAUUACUUUUGAAUGGAAUUAAAAAUAGGGGGGUGGGGGGGCUUAGGCCUAAUUAAACUUAACACGGAGCCCCUGCAAACACCUUUUCUUUUCAAAUCAGCAUGCAAACAUUGCAACCUAAGGCUGAAUGAAACCCGAUGUUGUGGUAAUUAAGUUUGAGAGACGACCAUUUUAAGAGGCCUCCUUUGUGUGCUCUUCGGAGAGGAAGAUGAAUGUUCCCCAUAGUGAUUCAACAAAAACGAGAAGCGCUCAGAAUCGUGUGUGUGUGUGUGUUUAUAAAGGAUCUGAGACAUUUUGUCCCUGCCUUCCUUCAACUUCCUGCAGUGCAAAUAGUUGUGGUGCAAAAAAAGAGGAAGUGCAAUCCCAGCCUCACAUUUCAAUGUCAACGUCUUGCUCUUCACACGCCAAGGCGCUACCACGACUCAAAUUUCCCUCGACUUUUGUUUCGGGUGUUUUUUUUGUUUGCUCGCCUUUGUCGUGCCACCAUGAUGUCAAACACCUUCUCGUACGUGCUGCUCCAUAGCGCCCCCCGCAGACCUCUGCUCAACAGGCGAUGUCUGAGCGAUACCUCGGACCUGUUUGCCAUGAUCGAGAGGAUGCAGGGUUGCAGAAUGGACGAGCAGAGAUGCAGCCUCCCUCCGCCCCUCAAAACCGAAGAGGACUACAUCCCUUACCCCAGUGUUCAUGAGGUUCUUGGUCGCAGUAGCCCAUUCCCGCUCAUCUUGCUUCCUCAGUUUGGGGGCUACUGGAUCGAGGGGACCAAUCACCAACCGAGAGGGACACCGGAAGCUGCGCAACCUCAAUGCACCACCUCUUGCGUCAAGCUCGAGACCAACAGCACGGCCAAGAUCUACAGAAAGCAGUUCAUGGGCAAAGAGCACUUUAAUUACUACACGAUGGAUGCCGCCCUGGGCCACUUGGUCUUCUCAUUAAAGUACGAUGUCAUCGGGGAUCAAGAGCAUCUGCGCUUGAUGCUGCGCUCCAGGCUAAAAACCUACCACGAUGUCAUCCCAAUUUCCUGCCUCACAGAGUUCCCCAAUGUGGUCCAGAUGGCAAAGCUUGUUUGCGAAGAAAUAAACGUCGAUCGGUUUUAUCCAGUUCUCUACCCAAAGGCGUCACGCCUCAUCGUUACCUUUGACGAGCAUGUGAUCAACAAUAAUUUCAAGUUCGGAGUCAUUUAUCAAAAGUUUGGCCAGACCACAGAAGAGGAAGUCUUUGGAAACAUGAAAGAAAGCCCGGCUUUUGUCGAGUUUUUAGACUUCCUGGGCCAGACUAUUGAGCUGCAUGACUUUAAAGGCUUUCGAGGAGGCCUCGACGUCACGCACGGCCAAACGGGGACAGAAUCGGUUUACACCAACUUUCACGGCAAGGAGAUCAUGUUCCAUGUCUCCACCAAGCUGCCUUAUACCGAGGGGGACUCCCAGCAGCUACAGAAGAAGAGGCAUAUAGGCAACGACAUCGUCGCCAUCGUGUUCCAGGAAGAGAACACGCCCUUCGUUCCCGACAUGAUCCAGUCCAACUUCCUGCACGCCUACGUGGUGGUCCAGGUGGAGGACGCGUGUACGGACAAUGUCACAUACAAGGUAUCUGUGACAGCGAGGGAUGACGUGCCCUUCUUUGGGCCGGCCCUGCCUGACCCGGCCAUCUUCACAAAGGGCCCGGAGCUUCGCGAAUUUGUCUUUACCAAGCUCAUCAAUGCCGAGUAUGCUUGCUACAAGGCGGAGAAGUUUGCCAAGCUGGAGGAGCGUACACGUUCAGCUCUCUUGGAAACGCUGUACGAGGAACUGCACCUCAACAGCCAGUCCAUGAUGGGCCUUGCGAGUGACGACGACAAACUGGAGAACGGCGGUAGCGGAGGAGGCGGAGGCUUCUUCGAGUCCUUCAAGCGGGUCAUCCGCAGCAGAAGCCAGUCAAUGGACGCCAUGGGCCUCAGUAGCAAGAAGUCACACACAGUCUCCACUAGUCACAGUGGCAGCUUUACCCACAAUCUGGCCGAGAGCCCCAAAACACCCGGCAUUUCGUUGCUCGUCCCGGGGAAAAGUCCCGGUAAAUACGGCCGGCGAGGCAGCGCCAUAGGGAUAGGAACAAUAGAAGAGUCUCUGAUUAUUCCGGGAAAAAGUCCCACCAGGAAAAAGUCUGGACCCUUCAGCUCCCGCCGGAGCAGCGCUAUCGGCAUUGAGAACAUCCAGGAGGUCCAAGAAAGAAGCCGGGACGUGUCGCCGUGCACUCAAAGGACGUCAGACAGCGGCCACAUCUCGCAGGAAAAUCGAUCGGACAAUUCGUCCAAUCACAGCUCUCCUGAGUUUACCCCUGCCAAAAACAGUUUGGCCAUGUGUUGCAGGGCGCCGUCCAUCCCAGAGGCUCAGGACCUUUCCCGCUCCUCCUCCAACGCAAGCAGCUUCGCCAGCGUCGUGGAAGAGCACGAGGCCGACGACGAGUAUGACACGGGAUUGGAAAGUGUGUCGGCCACUACGCCACACAAGACAGACUCUCUGGACGAUGGCUCGCUCAGUAUGAGCCACGCAGGUUUCACAGCCGCACAUCCUCCUCCGUCUCGACUCCAUCAUCAAAGCGACGGACCUAAGGGACCCGAAUCGAAAGCGACAGAUGGCCGUUCCAGGCCAGAGCGCCCGCCGCUGGAGCACAAGUCCUCGAACUGUUAGCCACACGCCACUGACUCGCCGCAUCCACGUCCCUUGUCAGCAUUUCUUGGAGAGGCACUACAACUCAGAACGAAGCAAAUGGUUCGCUGGUUCUGCCUGGUUCUGACCGAGCUCGACUUCAAGACGCGGGCCAUAGCUCUUUCCUGGAAGGGUUCCUUUUGGACUCAUUAGCCAUCCUGACAAGAUGUCAAUGCAAGCUCAGAGGUCCAGAAAAAUCCUUUGUAGGCUAUGCAGGAUCGUCAUGUCCGUGUCAGUGUGCAACUUAAUCCCAGUUUUGAAGAUUUGGAGUGAGGUACGUUUUUGAGCCGAGCGUUUGGUCUGUAACCUGUUGAGCAUCCACGUGGUGCCAUUGUUUUACGUUCAUUUGAGGAACAACAGAAGCAUUUAAUCAAACUUAACAUGUCCAUAAAAUGGGAUAUCGUUCUCUGAUGGUAGAAUGGCAGUUAAAAAAAAAGAAGUCUUAUUUACUUUGGUGCCUCAACCAGCAACAAAGCAUUUUCAACCGUUUGUUUGUUUGUUUGUUUGUUUGUUUGUUUGUUUGUUUGUUUGUUUGUUUGUUUGUUUGUUUGUUUGUUUGCGAGUGCUACUGUGCAUGGUGUCAACCUCCUUGACAAAAAAGAAAACGAGAAAAAAAAAGAAACUCCUCUGGUGCCACGUUGGUUGUACCUGUGAUUCCCGUUUAAUUCAUCUCCACGUGCAGUGUACAAUAUGAAUCCACACUUUUUUUUUUUUUUGACUGAAAUGUCAGAUAGUUGUGACUUAUGCUUACAUUUAUGGAAAGCCGUUUGAGCGUUUAUUCAUGAUCCAACUACCGCCCUGAAUUAUCCAUGUACCUGUACGCUCCUUGUCCUCAUUACUAAUACAAGUUAGCACACUAGUAGAAUAACUCAUGAUUUUUUUUUCCCCUGUAUGACAUUUCCGUGCACUCCCAAAAAUUAUUUUUUGUCGAGACGUUCCGAGAGAACAUGUCCUAGUAGUUGUGUUUCAUCGGUAGACAACUAUCUCAAUAAUUGAGUAAUUGUUUAGACACUUUUUUUUUUAUACCUAAGAAUUGUCCAAAUCCUCUCAUGGCACAGUAAUUAUUCGUUAAAUCUUGGAGUCAUUCAUGAAUACAAAGAUUUUAUUUAAUUGUUAUUUAGGUGUUUAUCACUAAACAUGACAUAAUAACAAUAGUAAGUGGGGAAAACAUUCCCCUUACCUUUUUCUUAAUGAUAUACGUUUUUACUCCCUUAAUGUUGUAUGUAUUAAGCUUGUUAGUUGUUAGCUAGUGAAGCGUUUUAAUGUCACCAGCAGUACUAGUAGCAGUUGUCAACUAGUGCACAGUUUUGAUUUUUUCGUAAUGUUGUACAAAAACGUGCGCAGAAAUGUCAUACAGUAGCAGAAGGUACUAGUGGUGAAGAAAUAAAGUAAACAACUGAUUGCGUGGGAAGGAUCACAAAUAAAUGCUCAAAUGGCUUUGCAAGAGAAUUCUUAGUUUGUGUUUGUCAAGUGGAUUUAUUUUUUUUGGAACUACACUGUGACUCAUCUUGAGGUUGCCUUUCCAAACGAUUGUGUCUCGUGAGCGGUCGUCUAUCCAGAGGUUCCUGAAUGUAACACACAAGGCACAACAUGCUUCCUUUUAUUUUGCAGGUGUAAAACAGAUGCAGGGAGGGAAACACCCUCAAAUGACUUGAGCUCAAACAUUUUUCUUUUUUAUUUGACUUGAACUGAACCUGCUCAAUUGAAGCACAGAUGGCUAGCGCCUCCAUGUGGUUCAACAAAACAGCACACCCAUCCAUUCGGCCUGUGCUUUUGUGGUCGAUCCAAAAAGUGAUGAAAUGAUUGUAUUUCUCUUCUUGUCUGCUUGUUGAAAAGACACGCUUGUACAUACUUGAUUGCUUUGCAUCCUCAUUGUAAAUAAAGACAACAAAGAUGUUUCAUGAA